Molecule: messenger RNA, 450 nt
Organism: Blepharisma stoltei
Lineage: Eukaryota; Ciliophora; Heterotrichea; Heterotrichida; Blepharismidae
Source: the annotation of a GenBank genome assembly
AUGGCAGGAAUUGGAGGCUCAAGCACACUUUUCGAGGACACAAUCAAAGUAACAAGCGUAGACAAAGAAGGGAAGAUGUUCCAAAGAGUCUCACGUAUUGAAGCCAGCACUGAAAUUUUAGAGAUACAAAUUGCCUUAGAUAUCCACAGUGAGCUUUACCCGAUGGAGCCGAAUCAAUACCACUCCAUCAUUUUGGCAUCUUCUCUAACUCUUGAUGGGACUGAAGAUGAUGGCUGCUAUAGAAUUCACGAAAACCAAGCAAACACACUUUUGUCGAAGUUUGACUACUGUAUGUAUGGAAAGAUCUUCAAGCACACUUUAGAAAGAGGAUUAUUGGUAGUCUAUAUCUCCUUUGGUGGGCUACUUAUGACGCUUUCGGGACAAUCAUCAGAUUUAGUGCAGUUGGAGCCUGAUUCAAAUGUAUACCUACUACUCAGAAAACUAUAUUAG